Diatraea saccharalis (sugarcane borer) is the source of this 1212-nucleotide messenger RNA. The record is from the annotation of a GenBank genome assembly. NCBI's taxonomy places the organism in Eukaryota, Metazoa, Arthropoda, Insecta, Lepidoptera, Crambidae.
AUGAAAGAAUUUGAAAUAUUUGAACAAUUAUUUUUAGAACUUCUAGGGGAAUAUCAAUCGAUUAGCACAUCUGAAGGUCGUCUCCGAGAGGCUUUCCGUGCGGAAUCCACUCGUGUUCAAGCAGCAGAGGCCGCACGUGAUGCGGCAGAACGUUCCGCUUCAGACGCUAGAAAUACUGCCGCAGCGGCAGCGGCAAGCGCGACCCAGGCUGCUGCAGCACUCUCACAAGCACAGGAAGAACUCACUGGCCUUAAAAUGCAAACAGAUUUAGUGGAACGUCAAAGAACUCUUCUAGAAGAACGUUGUUCGGAGAUGACACAACAAAUGAACUCACUAGAGAGAGAGCUGCAGCAAUUGAGGCCACUACAACCCGCCCAGGCUGCUCUACAACGUCAAUAUCUAGAAUUACAAGAACUUAUCAGGAUAGCUACAGAACAAGCACGCGACACAGAUUGUGUUAUCACUGGAGAUACUAGUAAUUGCAAGUAUUUUAAAAUUCGUAUAAUGAAAAUGUUUUUAUUUAUUUAAUGCCAACAUACUUUUGGCGACCUCCGUGGCUAAGUGUCUCGCAUGCCACUCAAGGUUUCGUUAUUUACAAGGUUCCAGGAUCAAUUUAUGGUCGAUUACCUUAAUCCAAGUGUUUUAGCUACUUAUUUAUACUCGAGCAAUUUAUGUAACGUGGUCUUAUAUUUAUUUAUAGUUUAUGGAAUACCGUCUAGCGCAUAAAAUAACAUAGCGUGUUAUAGUGAAUCGUCCCGGCUGGAAGCAGAACUGCGUAGAGUUGAAAGAUGCGCCAGCGGAGGUUCUGAAUUACGUGAACGUGCACGUCUUGCAGCCGCCGCUCACGCUCGCGAAAGGAAACUCGCAGCCGCAGAACUGCAACAUACAACUAACGAACUGAAAACAGCUAACGUUGAAAUCGCAAGACUCGGAGCUCUCGUGGCUGAUUUGCAACUUCGAAUUUCCAAACGUACUAAUUCUGAAUCAAAAGAUAAUACAGAUUCAGAAGCCUUAUCUGAACUUCGCGCCGUUCUCGAAGCAGAGAGGGCAGGUUCUGCCAGACUAGAACGAGCAUUAGCCGCCGCGUUAGCUGACAAUGCGGCGUUAGCUGCCAAUCUACAUGUUGCUGAUAAUGCAUCUUCCUCAUCACAACCAAACCCAGAACCAAUGGCUACAAAUAUUGGCGCUGUAGAGUCUUUCCUUGCAGAAUAA